CAAUAUUAUUUCAACUAGUUUCAUAAUUAAAAGCUGUGAGAAAAAAAUUAUGGCUACUAAAUUACAUUACACAUUGCUUUUUCUUGCAUUUUGUUUGGUCGUCUUACAAAUUAAUGGUCAGGAACCGGCUGAGGGUGAUACCAUUGUAUUUGACAUAACCAAAAACGGUGCAAAGCCUAAUGCUGAUGUUACACAGGCAUUUUUAGACGCAUGGAGUGACGCAUGUGAAUCAAAAAAACGAAGCAAGGUAUUAAUUCCUGAAGGAGAUUACUUGCUAGGCCCUAUUAAACUAAAAGGUCCAUGCCAAACACCAACUACAAUAGAAAUUCUAGGGAACUUCAAGGCCCCUUCAAGUUUGGCUUCGUUUAAGAACGAAGAUACAUGGUUUAAGGUAGAAAAUGUCGAUAGUUUGACAAUCACAGCUCCUAAAGGGGCAGGUGUAUUUGAUGGCCAAGGACAAGAAGGUUGGAAACAGAAUGAGUGCGUUAAGAGCUACGUCAACUGCUUCACCCUUCCUUAUAACUUUAGGUUCAAUUUCGUGACAAAUUCAAAGGUUAUCGGCUUAACUUCAAAAGACAGCAAGAUAUUUCACAUAGCACUCCUAGGGUGUAAGCACCUGGAGAUGACUGACAUAACUAUAACGGCCCCAGCAGACAGCCCUAACACAGAUGGCAUUCACAUCGGGCGAUCAGAAUUUGUUACCAUAAGAGGAUUCACCAUUGGUACCGGAGAUGACUGUGUGUCCUUCGGUGAUGGUGCUAAGAGCAUCCUUGUAGAAAAUGUCACCUGUGGACCUGGCCACGGUAUUAGUGUUGGUAGUAUUGGCAGAUACCCUAAUGAGGAGCCAGUCUCAAACAUCACUGUAAGGCAUUGUACCAUCAAGGAUACCGACAAUGGUGUCCGUGUUAAAACUUGGCACAACUCUUACCCAUCCACUGUUGAUAACUUGCAUUUUGAGGAUAUCACUGUUGAAAAUGUUAGAAACCCUAUCAUUGUUGAUCAAGAGUACUGCCCCUACGCUAACUGCAUAGAAAAGACACCAUCAAAAGUUAAGCUUUCCGAUAUUAAGUUUACGAACGUGAAGGGAGCUUCAAGUGGCAAGGAAGCCGUGAAGUUGAUUUGUAGCAGCGGAUUUCCAUGUGACAAGGUGGAGCUCGCAGACAUAGACCUUAAGUACACUGGCAGCGAUGGUCCAGCAGUUUCGAUGUGUAAAUUCGUAAAGCCUACUCUUGUUGGAAAGCAGAAUCCACCUGCUUGUGAUGCCCCUGCUACCCCUGUUGUUGAACUUUAAGUGCAAGGACAUCAGGGCUUCUAUUGUUACAUACCAAAGUUUUGUAGUCUUCAGUUUUUCUUACCCCUCAGUAUUUUAAUAAAUAGUCUAGCACUCUAGCGCAUAGACUGUCGAAUAAUUUGUAUGAUUUUACAAUUAUUCGUCUACUUUAUGUAAAUGAAAAUCAUGUUCCUUUUCUCUGACAUCUGUUUCGUCCAGUAUUGUGUUUUGGAGAUGCAAUAGCCAAGCCAAGAAUUUUACCGAAAACAGGCCUAAUAACACAAAAACUAGAGCAAGUAUCUUGCUUUCAUCAAGUGUAAACAAGCAUCAAAAGUAGCUCCUCCUUGAACGCAUUUAUAUUUUCUUAGCACUUGACACUCACUUGACUUCCAUUGACGAUGAUCCUUUUAUAUGUUAUCAAUGAAUUCACUAUGAAAUGUUCUUCAGCUAGAUCAAAAUUAUCUAAUCCCACAGCACCCAUAUCAGAAGCACUGAAGCAACUCAAGAUCAGUUUUACGUCAAUCCAUACAAGCGCUAUGCUCAAGUAGUAAAGUGGACAUCAUAUCGGCCAUUUCAUAUACACGGUCUUAUAAGUUUGGAUAUAAUAGGUCAGAUGGUUAAUUGAGGAGAAAGUGAUCAUUCUACAAUAUAAUUUUUCCUGUAGUUUAAGAAGAUAAUAGUACCUCAGUAAUACACCUUAAGAGGAGACUCACAGUAGACACAGUAGAGUUUAAAAAAUGUCAUACAUAACUCUAUCAAAUCUACAUGAACUUAACGAAGAAACAAAACUUAACACGAUGUGAACGCAGAUAGAUCGACCCAAAUUAGACUAAUGGGAACUGUCAGAGUUACUCAGAAUAUGAUAGAAAACUAUACAUCAGAUAAAGGAGUUGGGAGUUGGGACAUUCAUUUUAUUCCGAAUCGAGGCAAGUCACUUAAUUGUUCUCAUAUACACCAUUUAGCUAUACAAAGCCAAAGAAUAUGAUGUAUGUAAACCAUAGGUUAUCAAUAAUUAUGGAUUUUACGGUUGGUUUAUUAAAAUAAACCAAUUGUUUACACCACUACUACUAUUAUUAAGGAGUAGUGGGUUUGAAACUUUGAAUAGACGGAAUGCUAUUUACAUUUCCUAAUAAAGGGUAGUUAUAGCCUUAUGGAGUUAUGGGUGGUAAUUGAUUUUAUUAUAAAAGUUACAGUGAAUAUAUUUUCAGACAUCCCAUAAUAAUUAAUAUGUAUUAAGUUUAUUAUGAGAGAGAUAAACAUAAUGAAAUAACCCGAAUCGACCGUUAACAAACACAAAUAUGAUCCGUUUACCCAAGUCCAAGAGCACCAACAGUUUCAUUCAACUCUACUCAUAAAGAAGUUCAAAAGCAAUGUGUAAAAAGAGGGCAAAAAAAAUACAAGCACAAAAGGGAGGUAGAUAGAACCUGCCUGUAGAUAGUAAACAGAGGAGCAAUCUGUUUACAGCAUUUUUAAUAGCUACGGUACUAAAUAAAAUUUGCAGUUUUUAUUUUUAUUUUAUUUUUAUUUUUUUUUUAUGGGAUAGUUGGUUUCUUGUUUUAUCUUAGUUAAUUACGCGGGAAAAAAAAAUUAGAUUCCUAAAAGACUAAUGGUAGAGAGUGAAAAGAACAUGAUUCAACUGAAGGUAACAAAGGUAUGAACAAAACCUUUAAAAAUUAUAGCUCGUUUGUCGUUUCAAUUAGAAAGGGUGCUAAUAAUAGAAAUAUAAGUAUUUUUAUGCCUAGAAAAAUAGUAUAUAAAGACAUAAGCAAGCGGGCACAAAGAGUAAAAAUAUUUCAAACAGUUAUAUACCAAAUAGAAAGAAAAAAAAAUGGCACCCAUAACAAAACUUCCAUUGUUCUUUAUUCUAUUUCAAUGGUGCAUCGUAGCGAUUAAGGGACAUACGGCCGCUAGUGAUGGUGUUGUAUUUGACAUAUGGAAUCAUGGAGCGAAACCUGAUCGCGAUGCUACACAGGUGAGUGAUUACGCAUGCUCGAAACAUACAUAAAAAAGCAUAAUAAACUUCUUUAAUGUCAGUUUUUUUUAGAGUACAAAGAUCUGUUUUCUUUUUUUUUUAACAAAUUUCUUGCUGUUUAGGCCUUUUUGAGUGCUUGGAAAGCAGCUUGUGCAGCGACUACUCCUACCACAGUUUUGGUCCCGAAAGGAUCAUAUGUGCUAAACGCAAUCAAGCUUCAAGGUCCAUGCAAGUCUAGAGUCACAUUAGAAAUUUUAGGGAACUUCAGGGCUCCUGCUGACCCGGUUCUAUUUAAGGGUGAAGAUACAUGGGUUAAGAUUCAAAACGUUGAUGGUUUGACUAUCACGGCUCCUAAAGGAGCAGGCGUGUUCGAUGGUCAAGGAUAUAUGGCCUGGACAAUGAAUAACUGCUCUAAAACUGGCAAAUGCAAUAGCCUACCUUAUGUAAGUUAAGCAUCCUUAAUAUUACACCAAGUCACCAACCAAGUCGGUCUAGUUUCAUCCCUAUCAAAAUGUAAGGAUGCUUAGUUUUUUUUUUUUUUUUUUUUUUUUUUUUUUUUUUUUUUUUUUUUUUUUUU
Messenger RNA from Chenopodium quinoa (quinoa), 3819 nucleotides. RefSeq names its product exopolygalacturonase-like. Gene Ontology annotation, molecular function: polygalacturonase activity. Gene Ontology annotation, biological process: carbohydrate metabolic process. NCBI's taxonomy places the organism in Eukaryota, Viridiplantae, Streptophyta, Magnoliopsida, Caryophyllales, Amaranthaceae. Bases 50 to 1291 code for a protein of 413 amino acids. The transcript is spliced from 4 exons. The record is from RefSeq and is a predicted model, not a curated record.